AUGCCCCAGAAUAAAAAAAAUCUACCCAUUAUCGUGAAAUUCAAGAGACAAUCACAGACGGUUUUUGUAACCGCCACCCCUAGAGAGACAUUUGGGGUUUUAGUGACUCGACUAGUUGACACAAUCAAUAAAACAGGCGGCCUCAAACUUGAAAAUGAGCCAAUAGGAUUGGACAAUGAGGAUGAUGAUGGUAAUGAGGAUGCAGAAUUGCCAGAAAUAGAUAUACCGAAGCCUUCAUUUGAAACUGCAAGUAGUGAUGAAGAGCAGCAAAAUUCCGAUGAAAAAGAUACAGACGCUGGAAAUGUCCAAUUAGACGCCGAAAAGUUGAAGUUUGCACUGCCGAGAGAUCCAUCUGAUAUAUAUCAGGGUGGUUUUGAAGAUAUGGACUGUAAGACAUCAGACAAAAUGAGUAAUCUGGCGCUUACCGACUAUUCGGUGAUUGCAUUUGCAUUGAAAGACGAAGAUUUCAGGAUAUGCCAGCCAACGAUCGACGAAGAUGAAGAUGGUGAGUGA
Brettanomyces bruxellensis is the source of this 513-nucleotide messenger RNA. RefSeq lists its product as uncharacterized. The coding region runs from base 1 to 513 and encodes 170 amino acids. The transcript has a single exon. Lineage: Eukaryota; Fungi; Ascomycota; Pichiomycetes; Pichiales; Pichiaceae. The record is from RefSeq and is a predicted model, not a curated record.